Messenger RNA from Zophobas morio, 1917 nucleotides. RefSeq names its product luciferin 4-monooxygenase-like. Gene Ontology annotation, molecular function: long-chain fatty acid-CoA ligase activity. The transcript is spliced from 5 exons. The coding region runs from base 49 to 1707 and encodes 552 amino acids. The record is from RefSeq and is a predicted model, not a curated record. Lineage: Eukaryota; Metazoa; Arthropoda; Insecta; Coleoptera; Tenebrionidae. Gene Ontology annotation, biological process: long-chain fatty acid metabolic process; fatty-acyl-CoA biosynthetic process.
ACUGACAGCUUGCAGAAUUGUUGUGAAAGUCGCCAUUUUUCCGUUUAAAUGAGCACUAUUUUCCGGCAAACCUUACGAAGACUAAGCUCUCAAAACCAACACUCGAAAAUAAUAACAGUUCCUGCAAAAACUUUCGAAAUUCCGGCAGAAUCAGCAGGAAAAUUAUUUCUUGACAAAAUAAAAACACACAACCGUGAUGCAGUUGCUUUGCACGAAAUCAAAACUGGCAUCUCUUGUACUUACGGCGACUUAGUUACAAAAAGCACCAACUUUGCUAUAAAUCUUCAAAGGACGCUGGGAGUCGUUCAAAAUGAUCAUGUUGCUAUUUUCGCUGAAAAUUCACACAAAUUCUGGAUAGCGACACUGGCUUGCUUGUACCUUGCAGUACCUUUCCAUUUGUUGAACCCAGAAUUUACCAUUUACGAAUUAAAAAGGUAUCUGAUGAUGUCUGACCCAAAAGUAGUGAUUUGUCAGAAACAGGCCGUAUCCAAUGUUCAGUCGUUACGAAACGAAUGCACGUUUAUCAAAUCUAUCGUACACUACAGUGAUGAUGGUGUCGGUGACAAGGACGUCGUUUCGUUCAAAGACUUACUUAAAGAAAAUCCGAAUGUUUCUUUUGAACCCGAAAAAGUAACAGAUAUUAACGAUCGAGUAGCGUAUAUGAUAAAUUCUUCUGGGACUAGUGGUUUGCCAAAAGGUGUCAUGAUCCCCCAUGCGACUCUUCGUACAAAUAUAAGCCACUAUAUGGACCCUAAUUUGUGCCCUUACCACAGUGAUAAUGUACUUCUUCACGUACUGCGUUUUCAACACAUCCUCGCUUUUACUAUUAAUUUUUCUGCAAUAUACGGAGGGAAUAAAAUAGUGAUGGCGGACCCUAGUUCUGGUCCCCAAAAAUUUAUAGAAACUAUUGAAAAGCAUAAAAUUUCGCAAAUGUUUAUUGUCCCCAUAAUAGUCGACUAUCUGGCAACUCAUCCUCUCGUGGAUCAAUACGAUAUGUCUUCAGUUAAAGAAAUUAGUUCAGGAGGUUCGCUACUCCCGAGCGCCAUUCACAAUAAAAUUUUAAAAAAGUUCAGAAUUAAGGCUGUGCGUCAAGUCUACGGAACUACCGAACUUGGAAUUGCCGUUUUCAUUUCCCCGCCUGGAUCCGUCGUAACCGAAAGCUGUGGUAAAGCAACUCCUGGAACUUCCGUUAAGAUCAUCGACAUCAACACUGGAGAGCUACUGGGUAGCAACCAACGUGGAGAAAUCUACGUCAAGGCGACUUCCAUGAAAGGAUACAUCAAGGAUCCUGAGAACACCCGAGCAGCUUUCGAUGCAGACGGCUUUUACCGAACCGGAGACGUGGGAUACUAUGACGAAGAUCUCAACUUUUACAUCGUUGAUCGUCUGACAGAUAUUAUCAAGUACGAAUCUCGCCAAGUACCACCGGCAGAAUUAGAAGAUAUUUUGCUCAAACAUCCCGCGAUUAAAGAUGUGGCGGUUGUUGGCAAGCCUGAUAGGAAAGGAGAAGUGGCGGUGGCUUUUGUGAUUAAGAAGAAGGGGGUGGAGGUGGGAGAGAAGGAGAUUGUUGAGUUUGUGAAGAAUUUUGUGUCCGAGGAGAAGUGGUUGCACGGUGGGGUGAGAUUUGUAGAGAAUAUACCGAGGAACCAAAUUGGAAAAAUUUCGCGCAAGGACUUGAGAAAACUGCUUAAGGAGGAAUUGAAAUAAAUGUUUAUUGUAACGUAUGGGGUAAUUUAUUUCGUGUAGUACCAACAAAUUUUAUCUGGAAUUGAAAAAAAUACUUUUGCGUUGUAGGAAUAAUUUCACACAUCAGUAAUCAGUAAUCACAAGUUAUUGCUUUACUCCUCAUAACAUAAUACGGAAGAGUUCGGUUUCAAAUGAGGCUAGUGACUCGUUCGGUAGUUUCGAAAAACAAAA